UCGGAGGCCGCUCGUCUGCGCUUGUGUACCAGGAAAACAUAAAUAACAACAACGUGUUUACGGUCGUCAACAACGCGAAACUUUGUUUCUCUGCGAUAGAUUUUUGGUCUCUAAAAAUGGCUGCGCGACCAGCUCCACCACGUACGAAGAAACAAAACCACGCGAACAUACCUUGUCCCAUAGAAAACUGCGCCCGCUUCACUUACGGCAAACUUCCUGAUCAUCUGACAAAAAUCCACGGUCUGACAGGCGCGGAACGCGAUGCUCUCAACGAACAGCAGAGAAAACGUUUUUUUAAUGGAGAACUGUGUCAAGUACGAUAUCUCAAAGAAUCUGCUAUCAGAGAUCUUUGGGGAAGCGAUUACGAAGACCCUAGGAUAAGGGCAAAGAUACAACAGAGCUACGCACUGGUCAAAAUUCGGAUUAUUCCUUUGGCAGCGACACAAAGAUCACGCCCGUUAACGGAACAAGACGCUAACGUUCUCACCGCUUAUAACGCUAGAACUGCUCCUAGACCAACUAGAGUUCAGCGACCCAGAACUCGGCCUCGACCUUAUACAGUACCAGAAACGACGCAAGCUGAACGCAGAGCAUCAAGCGAGUCCAGUGAAGAAGAAAAUACUAGAACCAAUCCCUUACCACCGUCGCCACCGCCGUCAUCUCCGUCUCUUCCACCCUCUCCAGCCCCGUAUGAACUUCAGCCGGUCGAGACCCGUUUACAUGACAUAUUUGACUCCAAAAUAGACGCGGGCUACAAAGCUGUAAUAGACAAUAUGAAGAAAUCUAUGACCAUGGGAAGAACGCUUGGAGCUCGAAAACGAAAGGCCUACAGAACUUAUCGGCGCUACGCUAAGAGACUGAUAGCAUACCUUCACAGACAACACUCACCUCUGGCAUACGACGUCGACGUGCUUUUAUGUGGGGAAAGGCAAGUGUGCGCGUUUUUGGACCACAUAAGUAGCGAGCAUAAGACGAAAACAUUAAGAAAUUACAUUGUAGCUGCGAUCAAGUUAUUGGAUUCUAGACUCUUCGCUAUAGAAACUGACCCGUCGUGUAAAGAAAAGGUGGCGUCCAUGACGCACGUGUAUGAAGUAUUGCAUGGGAAGUUGAACGAAUGUGACAGAUUGCUCGCGCAGAAGGAGCCUUGUCAAAAACAGGUUGAAGCCUUCGACAGUGAUGAGAUAGAUCCAAGUUUUAAUGAAGGAUACGAAUUAGUAUAGAGCCUUAAUGUUAAGACGAAAAUCAAAGAAUGCUCUGGAGGCUUGAAGAAGGAAUAGGUACCUACGACUGUCCUCUAUGAAUUGGUUUCGUUUUUUCCACUGUUCAUUCAUAGUUUAAACAAAAAAUAAGUUUUCUUGUAAAUCUCAAAGUAACUCAAUUUCAAGGAAUGACUGUAUUUAUUUAACUGUAAAAUGACAAACUUAUUGAUUAAUGUAAAUAACUCAAUACGUGUUCUCAAGCAAUAAGCUUCACCUAUACAUAAAAUAUGUAACAUGUAUUAUAUUUAGUAUAGGUAUUGAUAGGUGCAUUAAAUGUUUUAAUAUAAUUAUGUUAAGUAGUAGCAUUUAAACAGAAAGUAACACUUUCAAUAAUGUGCAAUAAAUAGUACCAAAAUAAUGUAUAAUUCUUAUUAUAAGUCUGAUCUCACUAAUUACCUAUUAGCAAUCACUGGAUAAUUAAUAUAUCAUAAAAAAAUGUGCUUUCUUGAAAUAAUUUAUCAGUCACCGAAUGUGGCCACCAAAUUGUGUUUAUUUAUUUUGCACAUUUUCUCUGUGUAUUUAAAUAAAAUACAUAAGUACAGUAAACAUAACAUGUUAG
Molecule: messenger RNA, 1818 nt
Organism: Leguminivora glycinivorella
Lineage: Eukaryota; Metazoa; Arthropoda; Insecta; Lepidoptera; Tortricidae
Exons: 2
Coding region: 117-1220 (367 amino acids)
Source: RefSeq, a predicted model, not a curated record